Sorghum bicolor (sorghum) is the source of this 775-nucleotide messenger RNA. Its product is annotated as ER membrane protein complex subunit 6. The transcript is spliced from 4 exons. Gene Ontology annotation, biological process: protein folding in endoplasmic reticulum; autophagosome assembly. Gene Ontology annotation, cellular component: endoplasmic reticulum; membrane; EMC complex. The record is from RefSeq and is a predicted model, not a curated record. NCBI's taxonomy places the organism in Eukaryota, Viridiplantae, Streptophyta, Magnoliopsida, Poales, Poaceae. Bases 78 to 419 code for a protein of 113 amino acids.
GACACAAAACAGAACAUACUCGAGGCCAUAUACGCAAAAGUGUGCUACCAGGUCUACUGCUCGAACUAACCAGAAAGAUGGCGGCGGCGGCGGCGGGCGGCGGGCUCUCCGGCGACGUUCCGAUAUUCCACGCGGAAAACCUCGUCAGCAACGUCAAAUCAAUCAACUACAGCCGGACAUUCUUGUCAAUCAUUAGUGGAGUUGUUGCUGGAAUAUGGGGGUUUACAGGCUUGAUGGGAUUUGUGUUCUACUUUCUUGUGAUGAUGGUUGCAUCUCUAAUGCUUCUGGUGAAGGCCAAAGUUUCGGUCCAUACAUACUUUGACAGUUGGAACAGGAUUAUAAUUGAAGGAGUUCUUGGGGGCCUGAUGUCUUUCGUGUUGUUUUGGACAUUUGCCUAUGACAUUGUCCACAUCUUCUGAUGGAUGAAACAAGAGCUCUCAGAAGAACUGGGGAACCAUGUGAUCCCUCCUUGUAUGAGACAGAAUCAAUGUGUAAUUGCGCCUACUCUGCCAUCUGGGGACUAUGUUCAGUGGACAACCGUCCUCAAUUGGUUUGUUGCUGUAUACUAAACCUGAACUUUAGGAAGCUGAUAGCCUAUAAAUGAACUCAGGUUAGCAGAGUUCCAGACUCAUGUAACUCCACAGCUGUCAGCAAGCUCUGCAAAAUGGCCAUGCAGUAGAGCACGCAAUUUGUAAUAAAAUGGGCAUUAUGGUUGCCCAGGUUACUGACCAGAACAUAUGAAACAUAUAACCACUCCCUCCAUUCCAAACUAUAA